CACCGCUCUCCUGCCUGGAAGUGCUGACAGAUCAAGGCAACAAAUUUCAAUUACAAUCCCUAAUUUGUGUCCGCAGAGUGUUUUUUACCCAUGUUAGUCCUCUCUGGCGCAUCAGUCGAAGCAGAUCUUGGAGCAGCAGGAGGAGGUGGAGGGGGUGGGAACGAAGGAGUGCAUCAGUGAGAGAGCGCGCGCGAGAGACCGAGGGAAGGAAACUUGGCGGGCGCGUCGCUGGUUCCUCGGAUCCCAACACAAGCGAGAAAGAGGAAACGCCAAAUUUGUUUUUGCCCGCGGCAGGGAAGGGGGCAGAUCGGCCUGCGGGAGGCCCCGAGAGUCGUUCAGAUUUUGGUGGGAGAGUAGAGCGAGUGUGUACGUGUGCCCGCUUGAGUGUAUAUGCGUGAGGGGCGGGCGGGCGCCAGGCGGCGGGGAUGGCCGAGAAGCGGAGGGGCUCGCCGUGCAGCAUGCUAAGCCUUAAGGCGCACGCCUUCUCUGUGGAGGCGCUGAUCGGCGCGGAGAAGCAGCAACAGCUUCAGAAGAAGCGACGAAAGCUGGGCGCGGAAGAGGCGGCCGUGGCGGUAGAUGACGGAGGCUGCAGCCGCGGCGGUGGCGCCGGGGAAAAGGGCUCCUCCGAGGGAGACGAAGGCGCUGCACUCCCGCCACCGGCCGGGGCGGCAUCCGGGCCAGCCCGGAGCUGCGCCGACUUGGAACGGAGCUGCGGCUCCCGCGGAGCCGCGGGCGGCUGUGAGGACGGGUUCCUGCAGGGCGCUUCUCCGUUGGCGUCCCCGGGAGGAUCCCCGAAGGGGUCCCCAGCGCCUCCCCUGGCACGGCCGGGGACCCCGCUGCCCUCGCCGCCGGCCCCGCGGGUGGAUCUGCAGGGAGCAGAGCUCUGGAAGCGCUUUCACGAGAUCGGCACGGAGAUGAUCAUCACCAAGGCGGGCAGGCGCAUGUUUCCAGCAAUGAGAGUGAAGAUCUCAGGACUAGAUCCUCACCAGCAAUAUUACAUUGCUAUGGACAUAGUGCCAGUGGACAACAAAAGAUACAGGUAUGUUUACCACAGCUCUAAAUGGAUGGUGGCGGGGAACGCGGACUCCCCUGUGCCGCCACGGGUGUACAUCCAUCCAGACUCACCUGCCUCAGGAGAGACUUGGAUGAGACAAGUGAUCAGCUUUGACAAGCUGAAGCUCACCAACAAUGAACUGGAUGACCAAGGCCAUAUCAUUCUUCAUUCUAUGCACAAAUACCAACCGCGGGUCCAUGUCAUCCGUAAAGACUGCGGGGAUGAUCUUUCUCCCAUCAAACCUGUUCCAUCUGGAGAGGGAGUAAAGGCAUUCUCCUUUCCAGAAACUGUCUUCACAACCGUUACUGCCUAUCAGAAUCAGCAGAUUACUCGCCUGAAGAUAGAUAGGAAUCCAUUUGCCAAAGGCUUUCGAGACUCUGGGCGUAACAGAAUGGGUUUGGAAGCCCUUGUGGAGUCAUAUGCAUUCUGGAGACCUUCACUACGGACUCUCACCUUUGAAGAUAUCCCUGGAAUUCCCAAGCAAGGAAAUACAAGUUCCUCCACGUUGCUCCAAGGCUCUGGGAAUGGCGUUCCUGCCACCCACCCUCAUCUUUUGUCUGGCUCCCCUUGCUCCUCCCCUGCCUUCCAUCUGGGGCCCAACACCAGCCAGCUGUGUAGCCUGGCCCCAGCUGACUACUCUGCCUGUGCCCGCUCUGGCCUCACCCUCAACCGAUACAGCACAUCCUUGGCCGAGACCUACAACAGGCUCACCAACCAGAGCGGAGAGACCUUUGCCGCGCCCAGGACUCCCUCCUAUGUGGGCGUGAGCGGCAGCGCCUCAGUGAACAUGUCCAUGGGUGGCACAGAUGGGGACACGUUCAGCUGCCCACAGACCAGCCUGUCCAUGCAGAUUUCGGGGAUGUCCCCUCAGCUUCAGUACAUCAUGCCUUCACCCUCCAGCAACGCCUUUGCUGCUAACCAGACCCAUCAGGGUUCCUAUAACACGUUCAGGUUACACAGCCCCUGUGCCUUGUAUGGAUAUAAUUUCUCCACAUCCCCCAAACUGGCUGCCAGUCCUGAGAAAAUUGUUUCUUCCCAAGGAAGUUUCUUGGGGUCCUCACCGAGUGGGACCAUGACCGAUCGGCAGAUGUUGCCCCCUGUGGAAGGAGUGCACCUGCUUAGCAGUGGGGGUCAGCAGAGUUUCUUUGACUCUAGGACCCUAGGAAGCUUAACUCUGUCAUCAUCUCAAGUGUCUGCACAUAUGGUCUGAUGAAUCCUGGAAGUUAAGGCAUACUCAGAUUGGUCUAACGUAUUUUCUUUUUCUUUUUUUCUGAAAGCAAUAUGAAAAGAAACUUAUCAGUAGCUUGUAAGAUUUACAUAUAGUAGGAAGUGAAGGCUCCCUGAGUGUUUCGACUUUCUCAUGGUGAGACUGUAAUUAUCUAUGGUAUAUAUGUAGACCGUACAGAGCACGUGGAGUUUUGCAGCCUGCAAAACCACAUCCUCCCUCUUUUGUCCCCCUAUGUCAUUUAGUUGCACAGAGGAUUGGCAUAAGUAGUAUGCUUAACCCAAGUUCUCAGACUCUUUUAAAAACCAAACAUCAAACUUAAAACUUGGCAGUGAUACUAACCAGACCAAGGCUUAUAACUUAAUUUAUCAGAAAAAUGCUCUACACAGUUUCAUACUUGAGUGUUGAUAACUAACAGUAACCAGCACCCAGAGUCUUGUGAUUUCUGUUAUUCUUGGGCAUAGUGUGAGAGCCUAAAAUGCCAAAGCCAGCUGAAGUCUAAGUAUUAGUUCUGAGGUAUCUGUAGUCAUGAAGGAUUAGCUUUUGUGUUCCUGCUUGCUCUUGUCUGUCACAGGUAUUAGAUGAUCUUGGUUCUGUAAAAAUUCUUGACCUAUUGUUAUUUACUUAGGUAAGGUGGAAGAGAGCCUUGUACCUUCUUUCCACUUUCCACUGGGUAUGUAAGAGGUAUUUAUUCAUCUGCAGAGAAUAAAUGUCCAGUAUUUUGGAUGUUUUGCUCAUUUUAUUUAGUUAAAGUAGACCGUUUAAGAGAGUUCUGUAAACAUUUUUAAAUUCCGGUUUUCACCGGGGAGGGAAUAUAUGAUACGAGUGGAAUGCCAAAAAGAAAAUAAAUCCACCUCAAAUUCUUUGAUUCCAAUGAGAAAUGUCUAUCUUUUUAAAUCAAGAGGAAUGAUAUUGUCAGCUUUCCCUUACAUUGUUAUAGUGUGGUUUUUCAUUGAGGAUAUUUUUUACAUUUUGUUUUGAGAUUCCUGGCCUGUGGUCUGUAAGGAAAAAGGCAUUUGUGCUACUUAUUUAUGUCUCCCCAUUCCGACAAGUUGAAAUCUCCCCUCCUCCUUAACCUUGUUUCUCUGUCUGAGUCUUUCCUGAAACAAACAGAUUCUAGGCCUUUAUGGUAUUAAAUAACGCUGUAAGGAAUUUCAGGGGGUUAUCUGCAGCAAUCUGUCUUUUGGAGGUUGUAGUGCAAAGGCCAAAGCCCAUUACCAUAAAGACCCUCUUAGAGGAUGAAGGAGGAAGAUACUAAUUAUGAUAAAGGGUCUAUAAAACUUUUAACCUCAACAGCAUUUCAGCCUCAAAACC
Messenger RNA from Mustela erminea (ermine), 3593 nucleotides. It is a transcript of the gene TBX18, whose product is annotated as T-box transcription factor 18. NCBI's taxonomy places the organism in Eukaryota, Metazoa, Chordata, Mammalia, Carnivora, Mustelidae. Gene Ontology annotation, biological process: somitogenesis; cell fate specification; positive regulation of DNA-templated transcription. Gene Ontology annotation, molecular function: DNA-binding transcription factor activity, RNA polymerase II-specific; RNA polymerase II cis-regulatory region sequence-specific DNA binding. The record is from RefSeq and is a predicted model, not a curated record. Gene Ontology annotation, cellular component: nucleus. Bases 426 to 2264 code for a protein of 612 amino acids. The transcript has 8 exons.